Messenger RNA from Oikopleura dioica, 738 nucleotides. The record is from the annotation of a GenBank genome assembly. Lineage: Eukaryota; Metazoa; Chordata; Appendicularia; Copelata; Oikopleuridae.
AUGAUUCGAGAUGCGAUUACGCUCGAUCCGCAGAUCCGGUACUGGGUCAUUGCACCAAUUCUGAUCAUCACCUUCUUAUUCGGGCUGAUCCGACAUUACCUGAUGAUUAUUUUGAAAAAUGGUCCAAGCCAGGGAUCUCUUGAUUCUGUCAAAACCAUGCAGACACUUCGAAGGUCCGCUCUUCUCCGGGAAAAUGGCCACUUUUUACCAGCCAAUUCCUUCGAAAUCCGAAAACGUCAUCUUAUUGGCGAGCAGGGAGCUCUCACUAUCGGCAAGGAUACUGAAGGAGCUGUGAAAAAUCCGAUGCAGGACCCUUCUAUGAUGGGGGAUCAACUCAAAGGCCAAAUGACAAAUAUGCUCCCGAUGAUCGUCAUUGGAGGAUGGGUUUCUUAUGCCUUCUCUGGCUUCUUAGCUGCUCGUGUUCCUUUUCCAUUGACGCUCAGAUUCAAGCAACUGAUGCAGCGAGGCAUUGACUUGUCCUCCCUCGACGCUUCUUGGAUUUCCUCAAUGAGUUGGUACUUUAUUGGUGCUUUUGGAAUGAGAGGUGUUUAUGAGCUGGUUCUUGGUGAAGACAACCAGGCUGAUCAAGCUCGAGCGAUGCAACAACAAAUGCCAGGUGGCGUCGGCGGACAAAUUCAAGACGAACAAAAAGCCUUCAAAGCAGAAUGGGAAGCGCUCAAAAUCACCAACUACAAAAAUGCCUUGGAGAAUGUGGAGAAGAUGCUCUUGCAAACAUAG